GUUGCACCAAAAAAAGAGAGAGAGAGACUACACCUAUUUCUCUCUCUUUCAAAAAAAUUCCAGAGAUCGUCUCGUUACUCCACAAACCAAGAUCACUCAAACCACCGAUCUAUCUCACAGGGAGUCGCAUCUCUCCAUUUGGGUUCGGCAUUCUUGCAGUGAAAAAAUGGACAUCAGCUCUCCUUACAGGGAAGGCUUACCAACGACUACGAAAGCAGAUAGGCGAUGGAGGUCAAAGCCUCUACCGACGUCGUCCAAGCCCUCCAUCCUCCUGGCCUUCUUCUCAUGCGUCGCCUGGCUCUACAUCGCCGGCCGGUUGUGGCAAGAUGCAGAGAACAGAAAUUUGCUGGCGAAUCUACUCAAGAAGAACGCGGAGCAGAGGCCCAAGGUUCUUACCGUGGAAGAUAAGCUAAUGGUUCUAGGAUGCAAGGAUUUGGAGAGGAGGAUUGUGGAAGCUGAGAUGGAAUUAACUCUAGCAAAGAGUCAGGGUUAUAUCCAAAAUAAGUUGCAGCAAAGUGGCUCUUCUUCUGGGAAAAGGCUUCUCGCUGUUAUCGGAGUUUAUACUGGAUUUGGGAGCCGGUUGAAGCGAAAUGUGUUUAGAGGGUCCUGGAUGCCAAAAGGUGAUGCUUUGAGAAAGCUUGAAGAGAGGGGAGUGGUCAUGCGUUUCGUGAUUGGUCGGAGCGCCAAUCGAGGUGAUAGCUUGGACCGCAUUAUUGAUGAGGAAAAUCAGCUGACUAAAGAUUUCCUUAUUCUUGAAGGUCAUGAGGAAGCUCAAGAGGAGUUGCCCAAGAAAGCAAAAUUUUUCUUUAGUACAGCAAUUCAAAAUUGGGAUGCAGAUUUUUAUGUGAAAGUUGAUGACAACAUUGACCUUGAUCUUGAGGGGGUAAUUGAACUUCUCGAAAGUCGCCAUGGUCAAGAUAGUGCUUACAUUGGAUGCAUGAAGUCUGGAGAAGUGAUAACGGAAGAGGGAAAGCCGUGGUAUGAACCUGAAUGGUGGAAAUUUGGAGAUGAGAAAUCUCAUCUGCAGAGAGCUGGUAGAUAAGAGAGGGACAGCAAGAUACUGAACAGGCAGAGAAUCAAGCGGAAAACCAAGAAUUUGGAAGACCGGCCUUGUGAGCAAAAGGGAGUCAAUCUAUUCCUGCAAUCUACACCCUGCUUUUGUUUUUGUUUGGUAGAAGCCCCCGAGGAUUUAGGAAAUUCAAUGGCAGGCAGUGUUCUAAAACAAGGGCUUAAUCGGCAAUUAAUUGGUGGUGGGGCCUAUCCGACUAGAUCCGACUAAUUGCUAUGUGCCAAUUAAUCGCCGAUUGCUAAUUGAUAUGCACUGACUAAUCACCGAUCAAUCUGAUUAAUCGCUUGAAGGUGGCUGACCGUCGACUAGCACUGAGCGACCUUUAGAAAAUUGAUGGCAGGUAGUUGAAUAACUCUGAAAAGAUAAUGAAUCUUGCUUGCAGAGGUGAAUGGGUCAUCUGCAAAGAAAAUGGGACUGAUACGAAUGAAGGUCCUGAUACUUGGAUGAAAGGAAAACCAGCGAUUCUUAAGGUAGUAGUGAAUACUUCAGGGAUACCAAAAGGCUGCUAAAAUAUCAAGGCAAGGUUCCAUGAUACGGUAUAAAAGGCCUUUAUUAUGUCAUUCUUCCUGGCAUGAGUGACCUUAGCCCUGGGUUAGCCUCAAACCAGCUAAUGCAUGAUCUUAUCUACUGAAGGUUCUCUGUAGUUGCUCAGUGUUUAUUAACAUAGUUACUUAUUAUUUCAGCUGACAGGAUAGGACUUGUUUAUUAAUCAAUCUUGGGUAACACUUCAGGAAGAUGAGGAUUUAAGUGUCUUACUUUGGUUGCCCUUGUGGUAUUGAUCGACCUAUCUGAAACAUUGUGAGAACUAAGAACGCUGUUUGGACCUUGUUGGUUGCACGAAUUGAUUUUGCCUUUUUGUAUACCUUACUCAAAUGCUUCUUCAAAUAGGCUUCUGCAUCUUUUUCCCCAUUUGUGUAGAUGUUGAAUGGAAAUUAGUUUUCAACCUCCCAGUUUCAGAAUAGCUAGUUUUAUUGUAAAAGUUAUUUUAAGUUGAACUUCCUUGGGAGAAUAAGAUUGUAGAUGAUUGAUUUGUUUUUCAUAU
Messenger RNA from Rhododendron vialii, 2111 nucleotides. RefSeq names its product hydroxyproline O-galactosyltransferase HPGT3-like. NCBI's taxonomy places the organism in Eukaryota, Viridiplantae, Streptophyta, Magnoliopsida, Ericales, Ericaceae. Gene Ontology annotation, molecular function: hexosyltransferase activity. The record is from RefSeq and is a predicted model, not a curated record. The coding region runs from base 167 to 1042 and encodes 291 amino acids. Gene Ontology annotation, cellular component: Golgi membrane. The transcript is spliced from 10 exons.